AUGAAGGUACUUUAUCUAUUAGUUAUUCUAUAUCUAACUUGUAUUUCCCAAGUAUCUCUUGCUGCCAAUGACUACUGUGAAGCUUUAAAAUACUCUUUAUUAUUUUACAAAGCCCAAAGAGCUGGUAGACUCCCCGAUACAGAUAUUCCCUGGAGAGGUAAUAGUGUACUAGGUGAUACUUAUAACAACCAAGUAGAUAGCAAUGGUGACGGUAUUUUAUCAAAAGGUUAUUUUGAUGCUGGUGAUGGUGUAAAAUUUGGUUUUCCAAUGGCCUAUACCAUGACAAUGUUAAGUUGGGUUUAUAUUCAAUAUGAAUCCAACAUUGCCAAUUGUGGUUUAGAUACACUCUAUAAAGAUGUAUUAAAGUGGGGUUCAGAUUAUACAAUGGCUGCGCAUGUCGCCGAUGAUGUUUUUGUUGGCCAAGUUGCAGAUGCCAAUAUAGAUCAUUCUUAUUGGAUUCCACCCGAAAAUAUUACUGGUACUUAUACUCGUACAGUUUAUACAAUUGAUUCUAGCAAUCCAGGUACUGAUCUUGCUAUGGAGGCUGCUGCAUCCCUUACUGCUACUUCGAUAGCCCUCAAAUCAACUGAUAGUUCUUAUGCCAGUGAAUGCCUAAACCAUGCCAAAACACUCUAUGACUUUGCAAUGAACAGUGAUAAGAAACUUUAUUCCGAUUCAAUUACUGCUGCUGCUGGAUUUUAUACCUCUGGUGGUUAUAAUGAUGAAAUUGCUUGGGCUUCUGCUUGGUUAUAUAAAGCCACUGGUGAUGAAAUUUAUCAUACCAAUGCCGCCACCUACUAUGCAAACAACGAUGUUCAAUAUGCUAAUCAAUUGAGCUGGGAUCAAAAGGGCGUUGCUACCGGCAUGUUGCUUUAUCAACUCGAUGGUGACUCUACUUAUAAAACAAAUGUCGAAAGUGCACUAAAAUAUUGGGAAAAAGGUGGUGGUAUUACCUAUACUCCAAAUGGCUUAGCUUAUUUAAGUGAAUGGGGUCCAUGUAGAUACACCAUGAAUAUGGCCUUAAUUGCGUCAAUGUAUGGAGGUGACUAUUUAAGCUUUGCAGAAUCUCAACUAAACUAUGUCAUGGGUAACAAUGCAAACUCAUAUUCAUUUGUUGUUGGUUGGGGUACAAACUAUCCAAAGAAUCCACAUCAUAGAGCCGCUCAUCACUCAACUACCAAUGAUAUCAAUAAUCCAACCGUAAACAAAUAUGUUAUUUAUGGUAGUUUGGUAGGUGGUCCAGCUUCUGACGAUAGUUAUAAAGAUGAUAGAACUGACUAUACUCAAAGUGAAGUUGCUUUAGACUACAAUGUUGGUCUUGUUGGUACACUGGCUGCUUUUUCCUCUGAUAGCUCUCCAGCCUCUACUACCAAUCCAUUUGGUGGAAGUAUUGAUACUAGCUCAACAACUAGCGCACCAACAUCAAAUAGUGACUCUACAACUUCUGCCAGUUCAGAAAAAGCAACAGAAACACCAACUACUACUCCAAGCACUGAUGCUAGUUCAGAAUCAGUUACAGAAACACCAACCGCUACUAGUUCA
Molecule: messenger RNA, 1542 nt
Organism: Dictyostelium purpureum
Lineage: Eukaryota; Evosea; Eumycetozoa; Dictyosteliales; Dictyosteliaceae
Exons: 2
Biological process (GO): carbohydrate metabolic process
Molecular function (GO): hydrolase activity, hydrolyzing O-glycosyl compounds
Source: RefSeq, a predicted model, not a curated record